Camelina sativa (false flax) is the source of this 1259-nucleotide messenger RNA. Its product is annotated as F-box/kelch-repeat protein SKIP6-like. NCBI's taxonomy places the organism in Eukaryota, Viridiplantae, Streptophyta, Magnoliopsida, Brassicales, Brassicaceae. Gene Ontology annotation, molecular function: protein binding. The record is from RefSeq and is a predicted model, not a curated record.
UCCUCCAUUAAAUUCAAUCAAUGAAAGAAAGAUGCGAGACUCGUAGAUUGUUGGAAUUGAAGCCAUCGCACAAUAAGAAGAACGUGUCUGGAUUAUGGUCGUUACCAGAUGAGGUGAUUGUGAACUGCCUUGCUCAGGUAUCGAGAUUGGACCUCGCGGCUUUAGCUAUCGUCUCCAAGGAACUCAGGUCUCUCGUAGUUUCCCCUGAGCUCUGGGACGUGAGAUAUCAGACGGGUUGCAUCGAGCCAUCUCUCUACGUACUCUUGCACAUCUUUCCAGAGCCAGUCCCACGCUGGUUCGUCCUCCACCCCAUCCAACGUCUGCUGAAACCGAUUCAUACACCGUACUCGUAUCAGGCUCCGAAUUCAUCAUCCGCUUUCGUGGUGGUUAUUUGGGGGAUCUUCAUCAUCGGUGGACUCAAAAACGGCAAUCCCACUUCGGAUGCUUCCUUUUUUGAUUGUACCCUCUUCCAGCCAUGAAGAUGGCUCGUGCUUCCGCAUCGGCAAACCUGAUAGACGGGAAGGUAUAUGUGUUUGGAGGCUGUGAGGAUGACACUGAUUCCUCAAACUGGGCAGAGGUAUACGAUCUCAAGACCCAAACUUGGGAUUUCUUGUUUGUGAUUAUGCCCACGUUUCCCCUCAAUAUCCAACAAAGUGUGCUAUUGAUACAAGAUGAUGAUGACAAGGAGGUUUACGCGGUGGAUGAGGACGGUCAAAACUUGUCCUUCUCGCCAAGUAAAUGUAGAUUUGUAAGAAGCGGGAAAACACAUUUUAACCCGGGACACAUGAAAGAUUGGUGUGGCAUUGGGGAAUUCUUAUUCUGUCGUGGUACCUGCGGGAGAAUACUGUGGUGUUUGCCAAAUGAGUUUGAUUGGAAGGAAGUGAAGGGUUUGAAAGCGCUGCAACACUCUAACCAGUGGGGAUUUGAUAUCAACAGACUUUGCAGCAACUAUGCUAACAAUAUUGUCAUCUUGUGGAACGCGCAGUCUGAAGGUCUUGAGAGUUUGGAGCUUUGGUGUGCCGAGAUUUCCCUGGUGGCACGUGAGGGACCCGAGGGAUGCGAGAUUUGGGGGGAGUUCGAGUGGUUCGGUUCCAUCUUCAAACUUGAUCCUUUCUCUGACUCGUAUAGCGUUAAGGUCUUAUUUGCUGAUUUUAUCCUUGCUUAAACGACUACUUACAUAGCCAGAUUUAAGUUGUUUUAGCUGCGUUGUAUAUAUAUUAUGUGGUUUAUACAAUUUGCAAAUUGGCUUAUACUGUCCA